This is a messenger RNA of Xenopus tropicalis (tropical clawed frog), 3242 nucleotides long. RefSeq lists its product as uncharacterized. NCBI's taxonomy places the organism in Eukaryota, Metazoa, Chordata, Amphibia, Anura, Pipidae. The coding region runs from base 95 to 3013 and encodes 972 amino acids. The record is from RefSeq and is a predicted model, not a curated record. The transcript has 23 exons.
GACGUUACAAAUAUCGUUCAGUGACAAAAUAUCACAAGGUUUUUUGUUCAUUUUUGCAUGAAAAAAGAAAAAAGUUAAAGAUUGCACUUGAAGAAUGGCACAUAAUCCUAGGAAAGCCAGACCAUCCAAAGUCCUGAUUCGCCUGUGUGAUGCCUUCACUCGCACUGAUGGAAACAUUAUUUGCCCUCUCAUCAAAGCAGAAAUCUCCAUCCGUGUUCUCUAUAAACUGCAGGAAAAGGUUUUAUAUAAAGCUGUUCAGGAAGCUGGCACUGGGAUUGGGCUCACUGAUCCAACCUUUCUGUGGAAAUCAGCAGCUACUGGCAGGGAGAUGGAUGGCAAUUUAUUUGUUGAAUAUUCCAAUUCUCAGAGAUUCAACGAUAACCUAAAGCAAUACCGGGAAACUCUAGUACGAAACUUAAAAGAAGUCUUAAAAGUGAAAAGCAUUUUGAUUGAUAAAGUUGAAGACACAGAUGAAAUAAUUCCACAGCCAAUAAUCUCAGAAACUUGUUUUGAACUCCACAAGCUUAAAUUGUGCUCUGAACGCCUGGACCCAGAUGAUUUUGACACAGGAGCUACUAGAUCUGUAGCUUAUGACACCAUCAAAUCCCAUUUAGAUGAUUUAAAAGGACAAUAUACCAAGUUUGCAGUGCUUUCACAGAAUGGAAGAGGGAAGAGUUUCAUCCUUAACCUGCUCAUGCUCCUCACAGCAGAUUUUGAAGAAGAAUAUGGGGAAAAUAAUCUGAAUUUAAAACUGCCAAAGGAUAUUGAUGAAAAUGUAAAACUGGAAGAGAUUGAAAAAUAUGCUGAUCUACCAGAUGUGGUAAAAGAUUUUCUAAAAACUUUAUCUAAAGAACAGACAAAAGAAUGUGCCAGAACUGUAAUAGGCCCUUUGUGCUGUGAGCUCCCAAAGGUAAAGGAAGUCCAACAUUCAAACAAUUCACUUUCAAAUGUGGCCAAUUAUUUUUCUACAAACAGCAGAAUUAAUAUAGAUCCCUACAUCCUUGCUCAGAAGGCUACAGAGAAAAGCUAUGAAUCUACUACAAAAUGCAUUAUUCAUUUGAGAUACGGUACAGUUUACCAAAUGAGCGUGAAUUAUUUUACUGAAAAAGAUCUUCAACAACAACUGUUUGAAUUGGUCACUUUAAAUGACGAAGACUCUUCAAGCCUGAUGGGUGAAACAAAUAAAAAAAUAAGAAAGAGAGCUCAGGAAUGCUUGAAAGCUAGGUUUGAAAUUUUAACCGAUUAUGGUAGUUUCACUAAUUCACAGGAAAUGAAAGACAAAUUUCAGUCUCCCAAAGAUAUUGUCCUUUCUAAAGAAGUUCAGAAGCUUGCUGGGAAAACAGAAUUAUAUAUUGGAAAUGGAAAAGAGGCCCAUUAUGACCGACUUGCUAUGCGGCGUAUUCUAAGGAAAUUAACAACUUACGACAGCAAUGAUGAAUAUUCCAAAAAGAAAAUUGCUGCUGUCAAACAAAUUAUGAUUUACUUACCCAGCAAAAUAUUGUAUGGUGGCAAAGAAAUUCUGGAAAUGCCAGGAACAGAUGAUUCAGACCCAAUGGCAAUGUAUUUUAUACAAACUGCUUUGAAUGAGGCGGAUGCAGUCAUUGUUAUCAGUGAAUUUGCUUUUAAUAUUGCUGAAAAAGAAGUGAAACACAUGCUGUCUAGCAGUGAUUUUGCAAAAUACUGGAAAGAAAAGCCCUACAAUUACAAACUAAUGCUCCUUGCAUAUCCAGAAAAGAACCAAGGCUGGCAAUAUGGAAAAGAUGACUCAGAAGCUAUUACACAACUGGAAGGAGAAGAAAGGAAUAAAAGAACAGAAGAGUUGAGAUUAAUCAGCGACAUUUUCAAGAUGAAAGACAUGAUGGACUCAGAAAAGGAGGAGUUGGAAGAAAACAUCAUUACAGCAUUUAUAUUACCUGUAUUACACACUUCCAUUCUUGCACAACCUACAGAACAGGGGGAAGAAUAUAAGGUAUUUCAGGAAAAUGAAAAGUUUUUGAAGCACACUGGAAUUAGCAAUCUCAUAACUGAAAUGGAUACAUUUGUGUCAUCGAGACAAAAAUCAACCACUGAAAAGAUAAGAAAUAAGUUUUCACACAUUUGUCAAGAGAUGUCUGACAAUUCAAAAGGCGUUAGAGAAGCAGCAAGAACAGUACUGUGUGUGUUAAAUAACAGGGAAAUAAAAGACACCCUGGAAUCUACAAUUAACAGCAAUCAUAAGAAACUGUUGAUUAACUUUACGCGGGGCAUAGUAGAGUUGCUCAAAGAGAUUGUAAAUACUAAGGUGGAUGCAGCCUUAAAAGAAACUGUCAAACAAGCACAAACAAACUGGAGGAGAAAUGAAAACAAAAUAAUACACCGUGGGGUUUUCAGUCCUUUUUUUAUUGGCAAAAAUCCUGUAUACAAGGUGUUGCUGUACAAUAUUUUCUUUGAUGGCUUGGAAGACAAAAAAACUCGAAUUUUCACAGAAAUUAAAACCAGAAUAGAGGCCUUGCUUCAACAAUACAAGGGAAAUAUCCUGCAACAGUUGACAAAUGACCUAAAUAUGGUGCUAGGAAACAAUCCCCCUUCCUUUACUUUGCAAUUUGUCCAAGACGCCAUUGGAAAUGAGCUGGAUGACGCACUGUCUUGGUAUGUUGGCAACAAAAGGCGACCUUUCAAUGUAAAAACAAUGAGGAAAUGUUUUGAGAAGAGUCAAAACCAAUGUUUUAAAGAAACCAUACUUAUACCAAAUUUUGAAAAAGGUAUUUAUGUGAAAAGUGCAAAGGAAAAUACUGAACGAAACAUCAAAGAAUGUAUAAUGGAUAUAAAGGAGUCCUUUUUAUUUCUGUUAACUGAAUUGCACAUGGACGGAUUGAUAAGCCUAAAUGGGAGACUUAAGUCUAAAAAAUCUUCAAAGAUGUGGCAGAGGCUGGUGUACAAACUGAAAGUUUUUUUAAGAGAAUCCAACGACGAUUACGGAGAAAUUCUCAACGAUUCAAUGCUGAUGCUGGAAGCAAACUUUGAUGAACCCUAAUGAUUAUGGACAUGUUGACAACCAAGAAGAUACAACCAGAGAAUUUUUAUACAGCCAUUUUGAAAUGGGUCUUUUUUAUUCAUAAUUUUACAUUUUUAGCUACAUAUUUGUUUAUUCAUUUCUAUCGCAUUUUUAAAAACCAAUGAAUUUAUGCUUUUUGGAAAGUACAUUUUUAAUAUUAAAGGAAAACUAUAAGCCCGAUUAGCAUUGGUCUUUAUGAAAAUAUAUU